UACCUCCUCUUAGAAGGCUUUAUGGCCCAUUAUUAAAGGCUACCAACAAAAAUUAUCCGAGUCUAAGUCCCCAUCCAUUUUUUUCAAUAUUUACCUAAGCUAAGCUAUUUUAGUUAUUUUUAAAAUAAGUUUAACCGCGAACCCACUUAAGAUUUGCGAGGUCGAAAUAGAUUUUAAUGAGUUGAAGCAUUCUAAGCACAUCUCGGAUUCAGCUGAUUUAAAGUUAAAUUCAAUGAACGCGAAACGAGCUCAUUAAUUUUGCAAAAUGCACCCGGCAUGCAAGCCAGUGUCAAGUUUAAAACUCAAAGGGCCGUAGCCGUGUGCCACCAACAACAGAUUAGUGGGUCGCGAAAAACACGCACAGCGAAUAAUCUGCGAUUGCUGAACGGUGAUUAGGUUGCAUUUAAAUUAAAUUCGGGUAAUUUGUAACUCUCGUGUAUUUGUACACUCGGAGUCGGGUUUUCUACCUAUUUUGGCAGUUGUCGAUCGCCCGACCAACCAAACGGACACGGAAAUGAACAACGCGACAGGAACCCCCAGUGCGCCGAGGAAUCACAGCAACUAUGUGAUUCCCGGCCUGUACGACCUCUCCGUGGAGGACACCAACUGGGUGCUGACCUCCUCCUUCAUCAUCUUCACCAUGCAAACGGGAUUCGGCAUGCUGGAGUCCGGCUGUGUGAGCAUCAAGAACGAGGUGAACAUCAUGAUGAAGAACGUGAUCGACAUUGUGCUGGGCGGAUUCACCUACUGGCUCUUCGGCUACGGAAUGAGCUUUGGCCGCGGUCCCUUGUCCAAUCCAUUCAUCGCCAUCGGGGACUUCCUGCUGGAUCCGCCGGUGGGCGAUGCCCUGAUGGGCCAGAUCUUCGCGGCCUUCCUGUUCCAACUGUCGUUCGCCACCACGGCCACAACCAUUGUCAGCGGGGCCAUGGCCGAGCGUUGCAACUUCAAGGCAUACUGCCUGUUCUCCUUCCUGAACACCGCCGUCUACUGCAUUCCCGCUGGCUGGGUGUGGGGCGAGCAUGGGUUCCUCAACAAGCUCGGGGCAGUGGACAUCGCGGGCAGCGGACCUGUGCACCUAAUUGGAGGUGCCUCCGCCUUCGCCUCCGCCGCCAUGCUGGGUCCCCGCCUGGGUCGCUACUCCGAGGGAUUCGAUCCGCUGCCCCUGGGCAACCCAGUAAACGCCUGCAUGGGCCUCUUUGUUCUCUGGUGGGGUUGGCUGGCCUUCAACUCGGGCAGCACCUACGGCGUGAGUGGGGCUAAGUGGCAGUACGCGGCCCGUGCGGCGGUUAUGACCAUGAUGGGGUCUUUUGGCGGCGGCUUCACCAGCUCCAUAUACUCCUUCUGGCGCCAUGGAGGCGGCUUGGACAUUAUGGACCUCAUCAAUGGAGUCCUUGGCUCUCUGGUGUCCAUCACGGCCGGAUGCUUUCUGUACCGCGCCUGGGAGGCCCUGGUAAUUGGAGCCAUCGGAUCGCUCCUCUGCGUCCUGGCCAUGCCGCUCUUCGAUCGCAUGGGCGUGGAUGAUCCGGUCGGCGCCAGUGCCGUGCACGGAGUCUGCGGCAUCUGGGGCGUAAUAGCCGUGGGACUGUUUGCCGACAACCCCAUCCCGCUGGACACCACCAACGGGCGCAGUGGCUUGUUCAAAGGAGGCGGCUGGUAUCUGCUGGGAGUUCAGACGCUCUCGGCGUUCUGCCUGGCCUGCUGGGGCAUCUGCUCCACCUUCCUGCUGCUGUUCGUGAUCAACAAGAUCAUACCCAUUCGCAUGGAUCCGCACGAGGAGCUGCUGGGCGCCGAUCUCACCGAGCACCGCAUUCGCCACUCACAAAUCGGACUAUCGCGCGCCAUCUCCGCCCUGGCGCCCAUUAAGGUGGACCUCAAGGAUAUAGCCGGCAUCCAGCCCAUUGGCAUUAAUCCUGGCCACGAGCGGAGCCUCGAUCAGCUGCGCGCGGCGGAGGACAAGCUGCAGCAGUGGCAGUCCUAUCUGGAGCAGGUAAGUGGCCCGCGGGCCAACCUGAAGAUGGACGCCGGCCAGUCGCAUGCGGAUAUCACCUUUAAGCCCAGAACGGCGGGCAACGUCUUUACCCGGCGGAUCCCCGCCAGGCAGAGCGUCAGCGGUGGUCUUUACAGAGCCAACAACAGCGAGUUACCCGUCAUUGGCCAGGCUCCUAGGCUGGAAAAGGACCCGAACUUUGCCUGGGUCGAUUAGGUCUUUUUACUUACAAUGUCUUAGUCACGUUUAGUAUACUUAGAGAACUCGUAGCCAAUAGUCAAGUGGAAAAAACCAGCAAUAAAAUCUGAUGAUAUAUCUCUAGAAA
Molecule: messenger RNA, 2312 nt
Organism: Drosophila biarmipes
Lineage: Eukaryota; Metazoa; Arthropoda; Insecta; Diptera; Drosophilidae
Gene: Amt
Product: putative ammonium transporter 3
Exons: 3
Coding region: 515-2203 (562 amino acids)
Biological process (GO): ammonium homeostasis; ammonium transmembrane transport
Cellular component (GO): membrane
Molecular function (GO): ammonium channel activity
Source: RefSeq, a predicted model, not a curated record